Nematolebias whitei (Rio pearlfish) is the source of this 791-nucleotide messenger RNA. It is a transcript of the gene gsc, whose product is annotated as goosecoid. Gene Ontology annotation, biological process: regulation of transcription by RNA polymerase II. The record is from RefSeq and is a predicted model, not a curated record. The transcript has 3 exons. Bases 1 to 708 code for a protein of 235 amino acids. Gene Ontology annotation, cellular component: nucleus. Gene Ontology annotation, molecular function: DNA-binding transcription factor activity, RNA polymerase II-specific; RNA polymerase II cis-regulatory region sequence-specific DNA binding. NCBI's taxonomy places the organism in Eukaryota, Metazoa, Chordata, Actinopteri, Cyprinodontiformes, Rivulidae.
AUGCCCUCCGGGAUGUUCAGCAUCGACAGCAUCCUUUCUGGACCGGUUCUGUCCGGACGGUCGAACUGCAAGGAGCCAUUGCUGCUGCACCGAACCGGGCCGCUGGUUCUGCCCGGACUCACGGACUCCAUGUACGCGGACUACAGCGGACUGUCCCCCCCAGGGGUCCACUCUGUGGGCGGAACCAGGUUCGGAUACACGGGCUGUUACUACGGUCAGCUGCAGGUCCAGGGGCCCGGAGCCGGGCCGCCGUGCUGCGGGGCGGUACCGGGUCUGAGCCCGCAACAGUGCCCCUGCUUCCCCGCAGGCUACGACAGUCCGGGCUCGGUUCUGAUCUCGCCGGUCCCGCACCACAUGAUGUCCUACAUGAACGUGGGCAGCCUCUCGCGCACGGAGCUGCAGCUGCUCAACCAGCUGCACUGCAGGAGGAAGAGGAGGCACCGGACCAUCUUCACCGACGAGCAGCUCGAGGCUCUGGAGGGUCUCUUCCAGGAGACCAAGUACCCGGAUGUUGGCACGAGGGAGCAGCUGGCCCGGAAGGUCCACCUGAGGGAGGAGAAGGUCGAGGUCUGGUUCAAGAACCGGCGGGCCAAGUGGAGGAGACAGAAGCGCUCCUCCUCCGAGGAGUCGGAGAACACUCAGAACCGGGUCAAACCCAAACCGGACAAACUGGACGGAACCAGGAGCGACGUGGACUCGGACAGCUGAUACAGCGACGGACGUGGUCACAUGACGUGAUGUUGCACACCUGUACAUACCUGCAGUUCCAUUAUUGACUUUUAAUUUAUAUU